UCGGGCUUUCUUACAAAGGUGUUUGCCAGUCAGGUUGGCUUAGGUGGCCCCGUACUCCAAAAGACAGUUAUUUUUCAGGUUAGAGAUUACCGGCGCAGCAGAACCCAUGGACCGAUAUUUUUUAUAAAGUCAAACCAACGGUCAAGAUUUAAAAAUUCGUAAAGUGCUGUUUGGCGAUUGAUAUACAACACACCGCAGAAAUGAAGUCUGCACCAGAACCAAAGGACGUAUUAGAAUUCCAAUUCAAGGAAUCAAGCACCUCGAAAAUAUCAAAUGGCUUUACUUCAGUCCCUGCAUCCUGCAGUCUUGUUGUAGUUGAUGGGAAACGAGGAUUACUUUAUACAUCAUGUGAAAAUCAAAUCAUAGUUCUCAAAAGCGGAGAUAAUGCAGACAAGCAUUGGAGGAAGGAAUACGUUUUACCAGCCAAUAUUACCCGACUAGCGCUGAAUUGUGAUUGUUCCUUUCUUGCUGUCACUUUUCACCAUCCUACUGCCUACAUUUAUAACGCAGUUAUUUCUAUGGAGCCGAACUUGCAGUUGUUACGUGAGAUUAAAUUAUCAUCGGCCGAAAAUGUUUACGUCAUGGAUCUUCGUUGGAACCCAUGUAUUCCGGGAAUGCUGUGCACUAUAACAAGUGAUCACACUAUAGGACGCUUCAACAUAACAGUGGACGAAAAUUCAAGUGUAUUAACUGUAUUAGAGCAAUUAGAAAAGCUGGAAGUCCUCUGCGUUGCUUGGAGUCCCAAAGGAAAGCAGCUGGUAGUGGGAUGUAAAGACGGCAGUCUACUGCAGCUGAAACCAGACCUGAAAAAAGCCCGAAACAUCACCGGUCCUAAUCCAAGUAUUGGAAGUGUGAUAGCUCUUCUAUGGAUUAGUAGUUAUCAGUUCUGCGCUGCAUACUCAGAUCCGCAGGAAUCACGAAUAAAAGUACUCAUCAUUGAUGCACCCAAAGGUGAAGCUAAUGCAAUUUUCACCUGUUACGAAGAUAUAACUUAUGGUUCAUUUGAAGGAGGUGACCCUAGGUAUUAUUUUGAACAUGUUCCGGAAUGGGGAUUAAUUGUCGCUGCCAGUAGUGGCAGCAGCGAAGUCGCUGUCUUAGGCUCUCGCGACAAUGGAACUAAUUGGGAACACUGGCAAUUGGUUGACAGUGGUAGAGCGCAGUUACCUCUUAUUCGUACAAGCGAGAGCUAUCCUGUUGGUCUUGCGGUAGACAGAACAUCUGUAGAAAAACUGCCAUGGGGUGGCGAAGGUUCAACCCUUCCCCAUCCUGUGCCUAUGCUCCAUAUUCUUGGAACUUUGGGACAGUUAUGCAGCUUUCAUAUGGUUAAUUUAAUGCCUGGAAUUCCGGCUGUCUGCUCUCCUCCAAUAGAAAUUGUUCCACCGAUAAGCCAACCACGUCAUAGUAUCGGGGCUUCUGAAAUAUCUUUCAAUUUGAUCGGUGGCACUACGAGCACUCCACGGCCCAAGCAAAUAAAUGCAAUCCCAGAUCGAUCGAAAAUUCCAUCCACUACUAUUUCAUUUGGAGAUUCUCUUAAAGUCGGUGCUCCGCAACCUCAAGUGGAGUUCAGUAUGCCAAAACCACAGAUAGAAAAAAUCGAAAUACCAGCCAAACCAGAAACAACAGUAGCUGUCAGUAAAGAUUUAAAGCAACAAGAGAAAGUAGGAAUUGACAGCAGCAUAUGUAUCAAGGCAUUUCAAGAAGAAAGCUCUUUCUUCGAGGAGGAACUGAAAAGUCGUCGAGAGUUGCCAUUAGUAGAUAUCGGAACUCCAGCUGAACGGACUGAACUCAUAGAGAAAACUGAGAAAAUGGAGAAAUUCUUGAUGGAUUUGCAAGAAGCAACAGCAAGUCUGACGAGUGACAUUGUGUACUUGAAAGCCUUGGUGUUACAAACAUUUGCUUGGCUUGAAGAAACAAAAUCUAAAUGUGUGUCGGGUACUUCUAAUAAUACACAUAUUCAUAGCGAAAAUAGUAAGCUAAAAGAAUUGCGGAAUCUCUUGUAUUACACACAGACCCAAUUGGACCAGGCUACAAGAAUCCUAGAUGAUGAAUGGUUUGAACACAUCAACAAAGAAAAAAGGAGAAUGAAAUUAUCCAGUCUGGAAUUUGUCUACCAAAACAUGGUUAGACAUUGGGAUAUUAUCGCUGCACAAAAAAGUAUGAUUCAGAAGCAAAUCAAAAAGUGGAAAAAUCUCACGCGAGGAAAUACCAACGCUUCACUGAACAAAUCUAUGGCCAGCAUGGCACUAACUUCUCCAAUUAACCCUAGCAUUAAUAGCACUAGCAGCGCUAUAGAACAAAGAUGCAAAAGAAUAGCGAACCAAAGCAUUAGCUUCAGUAAAGAAAAGCAGAGCAAACUAAGGAAUCUACUGAAGCACUCUACAAUAAGAAGUAUCAAAGCAGCAACCCCAUCGCCGAUUCAAGAACGACUAGAGGCAACACUAUCCUCGCUAGCAACUGUUAGUCCACCUAAACAAGUACACCAACCAAAAGCUAAAUCAAAGUCUGUGGCAAAACCUGAACAAGCUGUGGUAAAUACAGCUUCACCCUUUCAACCAGUGAAAAGUCCUCUAGCAUCUUUGGAUCGAAUAGUUGCUAACAUUGGAGGAUCGGAUAUUGUACAGCCUGUCAAUGCUCAAAAUAACCCACCUCCAGCACCCCUUGCUACAUCUCCCAUAAUCAAAAUACCCCAAGUCGAUAGCAAGUCUCGAAUUGCCACUGCAUUAUCAGCUGCUCAAACUUCAUCAAUGGGACCACCGAAAUCUACUAAGCCAAUCACUGUUUCAUCAUUGAGCACACCACAUGCACCUCAUAAAGCACUACCUGAAGUAUCUCCCUUUUCUUCAAAUACUUCGAAAACGUAUUUGCCAACUUCAUUACCUCCGCCGCUGAUACAAACACCAGGAUCAGCAUCAUCUGUGCCCAAGGAAUUCUCAAAAAUUGAACCUAUUCUAUUUUCCUCUCCCGUUAAAGUAGAUGCAACACUGCUGUCAGGUACAUCGUCAGGGAUAACAUCCCCAGCAGUCGCUACUGUGACACCUUCACCUUCAGUUCCAUCAUUACAAGUUGCUCCUCAGACAAGUUUCAGCUUUUCAUCUCCAGUCCAACUACCCUCUAGUCAUCCACCCAAUUAUCCAACUAUGACAAAACCAUCAUCCACUGCAGUCUCUACGCCAACGAUUUCAACAUCGCCAACUACGCCGUCACUACAGAGCUUUUCAUUUGCCUCCAAACCUACAGGCACUGCAGCUUUUUCUUUUGCUUCAAAACCAGUAACUAGCCUACCAUCCGGUUCAGCACAAUCACUGGACUUAUCAGCCAUGGGGUUGAACUUGAACUCUUCUAAUGUUUUGCCUCAAAAUUCAGCGACAGCAACGUCGGGAGCUAAUAAUAGCUUAUUUGGAUCUCUUGGAAGUUCUCCAUCUGGAUCGAUAUUUAGUAACGCUUCAAUCACCUCCAAAGACCAAAUUCCAGGAUCAAUCUUUGGGGGUAUCUCUGGAUCACCAAUAUAUGCAGGACCCGCGUCUAAUAAUGGGUCUUCAUUCGGUGGAGAGACCGUUCCAUCAGCUAAGCCUUCAAUUUUUGGAAGUGGGGCCACUAAUUCACUUGGAUCUAUUUUUGGUGGUUCACCUCAAAGUUCCUCAGCGUCUGUUGUCAGCAGUCUACCAGCUGCAACCUCUUCCUCAUCGGUCUUUGCAAACUCUGCUACUUCUGUGCAGUCUUCCGUAUUUGGCAAUAUUUCCAGUGUAUCCAAUACGUCGUCACCGUUUAGGGAGAAACCAUCUUCCUUGUCGAGCGUGGCACCUUUAGGAGGAGCUCUAGCAUCAUCAGGACCGCUUUUUGGUGAAACUCAGAGUCUUAUUAAACCACCGACAUUUUCUGGAGACUCUGCCGCAUCCACAACUACCUCAGUUUUUGGUAGAUCUUCAGACCCUAAACCAUCUGCAUUUGGGGGUAUUUCUGCUAGCGCCUCACCGCUACCAGUAUUCAGAAGUGGAACUGCAGGAUCUGCGAGCCCAUCGAUCUUUGGUGGAAGUAUUUCAAGUACUCCAAAUACAUCAAUUUUUGGUGGCAUACCGUCGAAUCCACCCACUGCAUCAGUCUUUGGAACCGUUCAACCCACAUCCCCUAAUCAGUCAAUAUUUGGUGGAUCAGCUUCUAGUCCUACUUCAGGACCAAAUCUAGCAGUAGCUACACCAACAUCAACUGUCAAUGUCCCAGCAUUUGGCCAGGCAGCAACUUUUGGCGCAAAGCCAGAAUUUGGAUCCAUGUUUGGAGCUUCAAAGCCAAUAUUUGGGGGUGGUUUUGGCAAUGCUUCGUUUCCUGUUUCUCCACAGACUGCGAGUGGGUUUAGCGGAUUCAGCUCCUCACCUCCAUUGGAAGGUGGCCAAAUGGGAAAAGUUUUUGGUGAAAGCAGUGGAAGUAGCACUUUCGAAAACCUUGCUGCUCAAGAUGGAGGCUUAACAUUCGGUAAUCUAGCCCAGAAACAAGCAGAGCCUGCGCCACCACCUGCAUUCUCAGGGAAAAGCUCAUUCCAAAGUUGGAGAUAAUAAGACUCAAUGGCAACACAUCAUUAUCUCUUCAAUACAAGAGUCGGAGGAAUAUUUUUUGAACAGUGUGUUAUACGUAUUGUGACUGAGAAACUAUUUUUUGUUCAUAUGAUCAAAAUAUUUGUACUAUAUUGUUGUCAUUAUGUAACAAUAACAAUUUACUUUUCAUAAU
This is a messenger RNA of Athalia rosae (coleseed sawfly), 4719 nucleotides long. It is a transcript of the gene Nup214, whose product is annotated as nuclear pore complex protein Nup214. Gene Ontology annotation, biological process: protein import into nucleus; RNA export from nucleus. Gene Ontology annotation, cellular component: nuclear pore. Lineage: Eukaryota; Metazoa; Arthropoda; Insecta; Hymenoptera; Athaliidae. The transcript is spliced from 5 exons. Gene Ontology annotation, molecular function: protein binding; structural constituent of nuclear pore. The coding region runs from base 201 to 4547 and encodes 1448 amino acids. The record is from RefSeq and is a predicted model, not a curated record.